Messenger RNA from Strongylus vulgaris, 795 nucleotides. The record is from the annotation of a GenBank genome assembly. Lineage: Eukaryota; Metazoa; Nematoda; Chromadorea; Rhabditida; Strongylidae.
AGGCACAAGACUAUCGGAGCAGCUGGAAUGCCAACGGAACGAGAGAUGCGUGAGACGAGAGCUGCUCAGCAAUGUCUCACUUAUAUGAUUCAAAACUGCCGAAGUGUAAUUCAUGCCGAUAGUGAUGCACCGCUACUCAAAGAACUCGGUCUUCGUGGUCCACGAGCUUUUCUAAUUGAUCGCGUAAACGAUUUGAUUAGGGAUCAUUCCGAUCGCUGGAAGUCGUGGAUAUUCGAAGGUAUCCAUGAGGAUGUGGAAAUCUCAUGCAAAAUGCCAAAUGAGGAUCAUCCGCUGAGGCUGUUUCGCGUAUGGGUGGAUGUAGCAGCACCACCAAAACAAGUGAUGAAUAGAAUUAUGAGAGAAAGAAGCGUUUGGGACACAUCUGUUGUGAAUUGGCGAACUAUUGACGUCUUACAAGCUCCAGAUACAGACUUACAUCAAUACGUUCUUAACGAUACUGUGGGACAUCCAACAAGAGACUGUUUUGUCGCUCGCUUCCAUAAAGCGGAUCUUUCGGAAAUUCGUGGUGCGUGUGCAAUUGCGGAACGUAGCGUUCAGUGUAGUGAGACGCAACUACUUGGCGGGACAUCUGCAGCAGUCCUCGAUAGUCACUUCCUUAUUGAGCCAAAAGCUGGGCAUUCUCGAGUUACUUAUAUCUCAAGGAUUGAUUUGAGAGGACGAGGUCCAGCCUGGUACAAUAAAGUCUACGGUAAUAUUGUUGCUAGACAGAUGAUUCGAUUGCGCGAAUCGUUCCAGUCAAGUUCCGAAAAUAUUGGGCCGGAGACGAAAGUUUGA